This is a messenger RNA of Petromyzon marinus (sea lamprey), 678 nucleotides long. The record is from RefSeq and is a predicted model, not a curated record. Lineage: Eukaryota; Metazoa; Chordata; Hyperoartia; Petromyzontiformes; Petromyzontidae.
CCUUCCUCCUCCCCUCGGCCGCAGGCGAAAGUCGUGGACCCCACCUCGCUGGCCCUACUGCCGUGUGGCAUCCAGGGAGAGCUGUGGGUCAGGGGUCACUGUGUCAUGCGCGGAUAUUGGGGAGACGCUUCAAGCACUAGCAGCGCCAUCACGGCAGAGGGAUGGUACCGCACUGGGGAUCUGGCCGUGUUGGACUCCCUGGGUUAUUGUCAAAUCGUCGGUCGCCUCAAGGAUUUGGUGAUUCGGGGCGGAGAAAACAUUUACCCCGCUGAGGUGGAGAGCAUUCUUCAUCAGAUGGAGGGCAUAGCAGAGGCCCAGGUGGUGGGAGUGAGUGAUGCUAGGAUGGGAGAGGAGCUGUGUGCCUGCGUUCGACUCAAGUUGGGCUCUGAGCUCACCCCGGAUGACGUCCGCGCCUUCUGCCAAGACAAGGUGGCUCACUUCAAGGUGCCACGCUACGUGGUGGUGGUGGACUCCUUCCCACUGACCGUGACGGGGAAGAUUCAGAAGUUCAAGCUUCGAGAACAAAUGGAGUUGAAACUCGCCAUCACCAAGAAGUAGAACACACACAGACAAAGUUCCUCCAGGUAGCCUCUAGCAGGGCUGUAGGGGCAAGUGCUGAUAGUAGCGAGUAGCAGCAGCUGUGUCUAUGUACUCCACACACACCACACACAGACAAAG